CGUAGAACACAAGUGCCUUCGUGGACUAUGAAAACAGGAGAUGCAGUCACAAUAUUUUUUGACAUUUCAAAUCGAAUGACAACAUGACAACGCUAGGUUUGAAUGAGAAGACAUUCUUAAUGGGCAAAACAAGUUUCCACAAAAUGUUAUAGAAUGGGUAAUUACGAGACCCACGAUUUGGCCCCUGUCAGAGAUGAUGAAAGGAAAGAACUUAAUUUGAGCAGGAAAGUAACAUACAAGCAGUUUUGUAAGCAUGUGAAAGGCGAUUUCAAUGAAGGAUGCCUGACGGAAAUCCCCUGGAAUAUAAGGGACUCCAUAUCUCUAUACGAGCGCAUGUCAGCUGCCUUCAAUGUAAUCACAGAAAUCCCCCCGGAGAUGCCCCUCCGACUUCCCCAUCUCCACACACUGGAUCUCAGUUACAACUUGCUGGAGACGUUACCCGAGAGUUUUGGACUCCAGUUCCAUCUAAAGACUCUGAUCCUACGCAAUAAUAAACUGAAGUCACUGCCUGAGUCUUUUGUGCAUCUAGUCAAGCUUGAAAAAGUAGAUUUGUCGAAUAAUUUGCUCAAGGAAUUACCCCAGGAUGUUGGUAAAAUGGAGGUGAUUCAGAAACUGAAUGUGUGUGGCAAUAAGUUGCGUCAGCUUCCACUGUCUCUUGGUGCUUCUACGACCCUCGUUUUACUAAUGGCUCAAAGGAACCGCCUCUAUGAACCCCCGCAAGCUAUCUGUGAUGAAGGGUCAGACGUGACCUUGACUUAUUUACGCAAGCUGUACAAAAACAGUCAACCGAUUCACCAAAAACGCCCCCUGACCCCAUUAAAUGAGUUUCCGCGUGUUCGAGGUAAUCAGCUUCAUAGCGCGGUCCCUAAUCCACACUCGGCUAACAUGCAAUACAUUCAGUCUCAGACGCACACGACCAACACCCCUAGCCGAAUCAAAACACCGCUCAUGCCUCCUCUGGGGUCCAGUUCUUUAGAGUCAGAUGUUCUUAAGGAUAGAGUUAUAGGUCUGUUGUAUGGGGCGGCCAUUGGAGAUGCCCUUGGACUUGCUACUCGGGGAAUGAGCAGGGACGAGUGUUCUUUCUACUACAACCAGGAUGACCUUGACUACUCACAGAUUCUACAGGACAAACACCGAGUUCUCUGGAGGGCGGGAGACUGGACGUCCAACUUUGACUCCAUGUUAUUGGUGCUGGAUUCCGUUUUGGCGUGGGCGGGUGUCGUGGAUGAAUUGGACUUUGCGAAGCGACUGAAGGACUGGUGUCAGCGGGGGUACCCAGAGUUGGGGGACAGUGAGGGGAUCAUUCUUAGCCCUACAAUAAAAAAGGUUACUGCUGAGACUGAUUUCACCCAGAGUCCCCAUUCUGUGGCCAACAGAAUCUACCUGCAAGAACUAAAUGCUGCGUCCAUGGAACUUAAUGGGCAUGUUUUUAGUGAGGACGAGAGGUCCAGCAUUAGCAGCAUCACUAGCAGCAUGAGCAGCAUAAGCAGUGACCUCAGCCCUGUGAAGCAGAGGCUAUGCAGUGUCAGUUCAGACCCAGAGUUUUGUGACGGUUGUGACCAGGCCUGUGUGGACAACGGGGCCAUUGUUAGAACCGCUAUACUAGGGGUGCCCUCCUUUUUUGACCUGGCCGAGGUACAGAAUAACACCAUACGGAUCUGUAAAGCCACCCACCCUAGUCCUCUCACCCAGACAGCCAGCUGUGUCAUCUCCCUCCUCAUCGCUUGUAUGCUGCAGGGAAAGAAUGAUUUGCAAACUUCCAAAGAAAUAGAGGAAAUCAUAACUUUAUCUCGUGAUCAGGGGAGGAAACUCUUGGUGACAACAGAAGAAAGGGCCGAUUUUGAAUAUUACUGUAGUUUGCAGGACCUGGACAGACUGGAUGUAUCGGAGUAUGGGAAGGCCUCGUACUGCAUGAAGCCUUUGGGAGCUGCCCUCAUAUGUCUGAGGUCACGACAAAGUUUCAAGGAUUGUAUGAUGAAGCUGAUCAUGGCCGCCGGCGACUCCAACAGUAACUGUUGUGUGGCGGGGGCAGUACUGGGGUGUAAGUUUGGAUUCUCUCACCUACCCAAACACUGGGUCCACGGACUGAGAAAGAAACAGACUGCCUGGCUUAAUGUCAAGGUCAACCUCUUGUUGGACAUGAUCGGGCUUCCAUGACCUUUGACCUUUGUUUUAUAAAGGUCAUUUAUGAUUAUCAUUGCAGUAGCUAUUUUGAACAGACGUUGCAUUCCUAAUGUACAUGUAGAUAUAUAAAGUGCAGAGUUUUAAUUAAAAUGGCAUUUUGUGAAAUCUUUCUGAUACCUGCUAGAGAUUUGACCUCUAGCUGUUUUAUAAGAUUAGACAUGAUGUCAGAACUGUAGAUUGUUUUAAAGAGCAUGCAAUAUUAACACUAGUUAUCCUUUUUUGAUACUUUUCUUGAAGAAUGCAUUACAAUGUUAUUAGCGUUUUAGCUUGUAUUUGUUGGGUUUUGUUUUGUAUGAAGUCUACUUUUUUAGUACUGCAAGGAUUUGUCUAUCUGUACAUGCUCUUUGGAUUUAAUAGAUGAGGCCACUUUGUUUUAAAGCUAUUGCAGCCAUAUUGUUUAUGGUAAAACUUUAUACUAUACUCUUGUUUUGGAGUCGAUUUGAUAAAGAUAUAAAUAUGAUACUCCAGAUUAAAUGCACAAAAAAAUUCCCAGUGAUGAUUUUUCAACACCGUUUCAAUAUAUAUUUUAUUAUAUUUCGUUUGUUCAUUUGUUAUACAUGGCUAGGGAUAUCCAAACAAAAUAUUGCAUACACAUCUGUAAACCUGGAAACACAACCAUCAACUAUUCAUGUAUGAAAAUAUAUACAUGUACCGCUAGAUAUGACUUUGUUUCUUGCUUACAUUUUGAAUAUCCUGUCAUUAAAAUGCAUUCAAAUUGGGGGGGGGGGCAUAUAUAAUGCAAACUCUAUUCUUUGAAUAGAAAAAGAUGCAAAAUCUGCAGAAGUAUUGCUUACUUUCUUUUAUACCUUUGACGUUAAGUAUAUUCCAUAUAUGUUAAUGAUAAACACAGGCAACUAAACUGUUACAUGACUGUAACAUUUGUUGGGGCAUGCGCACCACAUUUGCUUUCCUCAACUUUUAGGAAGGCCCUUUACUUUCUAGCUGAAUGUUGUGUUUUGAUCAUACAGUUGCAUUGCACAUAUUGGUGUAUAAUCUGUAAAUUUGGGGUAAAUAUUUACAAGUUUUGUAAUAACUAAUUAUAUAUUUGACAAAUUUGUUGUAAUACACUAUGUUAAUUACUUAUUUCAACAAAUAUAAACACCUUGGGGAAAACACUGUUACUUGUGCGUAGAAAUCAUCUCAAAGUUUUGACCACAUGAAAUAUGUAUCCGUAUUUACAGUAUCAAUUACACUUCUGUUUGUCUCAUGUAACAAAUCCAAUGUCAUUUAUUUAAUUUGUGAGAAAUAUGUUAAACUUUUUUGUACAAUGUGUAUUUUAAAACAAUGUUAUUUAAUUAGUAAGUUUUAACUGUUACCAUGACAUCAUUAUGCACACAGCGCUAUUUCUUCAUUGAUUCAGGAUGAUGUGCAAUUCCAAGUAUCUGAAUGUGCAAUCUGUUCACAGAAUCAUAAAUUAUUGAUAAAAUGUUACACAAAACAUU
Magallana angulata is the source of this 3626-nucleotide messenger RNA. RefSeq lists its product as uncharacterized. Bases 154 to 2157 code for a protein of 667 amino acids. NCBI's taxonomy places the organism in Eukaryota, Metazoa, Mollusca, Bivalvia, Ostreida, Ostreidae. Gene Ontology annotation, molecular function: protein binding. The transcript is spliced from 10 exons. The record is from RefSeq and is a predicted model, not a curated record.